Messenger RNA from Alternaria ethzedia, 1614 nucleotides. RefSeq lists its product as uncharacterized. The transcript is spliced from 6 exons. Gene Ontology annotation, molecular function: dipeptide transmembrane transporter activity; allantoate transmembrane transporter activity. Gene Ontology annotation, biological process: allantoate transport; dipeptide transport; transmembrane transport. Gene Ontology annotation, cellular component: plasma membrane. The record is from RefSeq and is a predicted model, not a curated record. Lineage: Eukaryota; Fungi; Ascomycota; Dothideomycetes; Pleosporales; Pleosporaceae. Bases 1 to 1614 code for a protein of 537 amino acids.
AUGGCGUCAGCGACCGACCACCCACCCACAUCUCCGCAUCCUGCGCCCGUGGAUGUCGAGAAAGAACCGAUUGUCGAAAACAACGGCAAAGGUCUCAAGAAUGUCCUCGACGAGAAACUCUUGAAGCACUCACACGAUGCCGAUGCGGCGAUGAAGGCGUUCGAGGGCAUGGAGGGCCAGGUUGUGGAGUUGACGGAAGAGAAGAGUAAAGCGCUGCUGAGGAAGAUUGAUAUGCAUAUGAUGCCCAUCAUGUGCAUAGUUUACGGGCUCAACUACCUCGACAAGACCACAUUGAGUUACGCAAGUAUCAUGGGUCUGAAACUCCCUCCUUCGGACAACAUACUAGAAUCAGGUAUCGGUCUAGUCGGAGACCAGUACUCGUGGCUGGGUAGCAUGUUCUACUUUGGAUAUAUCGCUUGGGAGUAUCCUACCACGCGUCUACUGCAAGUCUUGCCACUGGGAAAAUACUCGGCGUUCAACAUCAUAAUGUGGGGCCUCGUCCUGUCCUGUUUCGCAGCCGUAGAAAACUACGCUGGAGCAAUCGCCAUCCGCUUCUUCCUCGGCGUCUUCGAAGCAGCCGUAACCCCCGGUUUCGCCCUCUUCACCUCGCAAUGGUACACCAAGAAAGAACAAGGCUCACGCACAGCCAUCUGGUUCAGUUUCAACGGCUUCGCGCAAAUCUUCGGCGGCUGCGUCGCUUACGGCAUUGCUGUGGGAUGUCGCAAGUACGGAACUAUCAUGGAGCCCUGGAAGAUUGUUUUCUUGGUUACGGGACUGCUUACUACGUGUCUUGGUAUCGCGUUUUUGUGGAUCGUCCCGGAUAACCAGUUGAACUGUAGGUGGUUGAGUAAGGAGGAUCGGGUUUUGGCGAUUGAACGUAUUAGGAUCAAUGCGCAGGGUGUGGGUAACAAACACUUCAAGUGGUAUCAGUUGAAGGAGGCGUUGGUCGAUCCGUUGAGCUGGGCGUUCUUCUUCUACGCGUUGAUCGCUGAUAUCCCCAACGGCGGCAUCUCAAACUUCUUCUCCCAACUCAUCGUCGGCUUCGGCUACACACCCGAAGAAUCCCUCCUCUACGGCACCCCAGGCGGCGCAGUCGAAGUCGUCUUCCUCAUCGCCUGCGGCUGGGCAGGCGAUAAAUACGGCUACCGCCUCCUCAUAUCCAUGAUCGGUCUUACCACUGCUAUGAUCGGCAUGAUCCUCAUCGUCGCACUGCCUCUGGACAACAACUCCGGUCGUCUCGCUGGUUACUAUCUCACCCAAGCCAGCCCCACCCCGUUCGUCGCCUUGCUCAGUCUCAUCUCGAGUAAUGUAGCGGGGUACACCAAGAAGACGACUGUGGCGGCUAUGUACUUGAUUGGGUAUUGUGCUGGAAAUAUCAUCGGCCCUCAAACUUUCCGCCAGCAAGACGCUCCUCGUUACGUCUCCGCCGAGAUCACGAUUAUCGUCUGUUAUGGCGUCUGCUUGGGUAUUAUAGCGUUCGUCCACUUCUACUGCGUCAGGCAGAAUAAGAAGAAGGCGCUGAUUCGUGCUGACCCUGGAUAUGUCAAGCUUGAGAACCAAGAAUGGCUCGAUCUUACGGACAGAGAAAACCCAGAGUUCAUUUACACAUUGUAG